CAUGGCGGAGCUGAGCGGCGGCAGCGAGGCCGUGGCCGUGGCGCUAUGGCCGCCAGGGGAGGCCCCGCCGGCCUUCCAGUACAGCCCCGACAGCGUGGCCGGAGCAGACGGAGAGAUCGACCCCACCGAGGUGACCUUCCCGGGCUGUCCCUGCCGCAGCAGCUCCUGCGUGGCUCCCGAGUGCCCCUGCCUGCGCCGUGGCCACAGCAGCCCGCGCGCGGGGCCGGCGCGGGAGCACGGGCAGCCCUUCUCCAGGCCCGUGUUUGAGUGCAACAGCCUGUGCGGCUGCGGGGAGGAAUGCCAGAACCGCCUGGUGCAGCGGGGGCUGCGGCUGCGGCUGCAGGUGUUCCGCACGCCGCGCAAGGGCUGGGGCCUGCGCGCGCUGGAGCCCGUCCCCAGGGGUGCCUUCGUGUGCGAGUACGCCGGCGAGGUGCUGGGCUUCGCCGAGGCUCGCAGGAGAAUCCGGGCGCAGGCUCCGCAGGAGCCCAACUACAUCAUGGCGCUGAGGGAGCACCUGCACGACGGGCGCGUCCUGGAGACCUUCGUGGAUCCCACCCGCGUCGGGAACGUGGGCAGGUUCCUGAACCACUCCUGCGAGCCCAACCUCGUCAUGGUGCCAGUCAGGGUGGACUCCAUGGUGCCCAAGCUGGCGCUUUUUGCAGCCGUUGAUAUUGCUGCCGGGGAGGAACUUUCAUUCGAUUACUCUGGAAGAUUCCAUAAUUUACCGGAAGCUAGCAGAGAGCAGAAACCUCCGGAGGAAGAGAACAGCCUGAGAAAACCUUGCUACUGUGGCUCCCGCACGUGUGCUUCCUUCUUACCUUGCGACAGCUCCCUGUUCUCCACACCAGAGAGUUCUCCAUAGCCUUUCAGCCUUAAACACACCCCCAAAAAUACUAUCUUCUCCAGUAGUUACAUAAAACUCUUUGUGUUCCAACAAGGAAGCACAUGUGUGUUUGAGGAGCAGCAGGGAGACACGGUUUCGAGAACUAAUUUUGUGCAAAACCCUUUUCAAGGUGGAUAGUACAAGGGAGUAUUGGAGCUUUGAGAUGUUCCAAAAUCAGUGACUAGCCAGGCCUGGUGUUUUUGUCUGGUUUUCCUCUGACAGCUGUACGUUAAAGCAGCUCUCUCAGUUUGUAUCAUUCAGAAAGUAUUUGUACCUUUGGCACUUGUACAUGGACAGGACAUGUAACAGCAAGUCACGGACAGUGGCACAAGAAAAUGACACUUGCAUGAAAGUGAACCAUGACUCUUGCAAGAAAAGCAUUAGGUUUCUUAAAAUCCAUUAAAUUAUUGUUUUUAAAUUA
Messenger RNA from Hirundo rustica (Barn swallow), 1304 nucleotides. RefSeq names its product histone-lysine N-methyltransferase SETMAR. The transcript has 2 exons. The record is from RefSeq and is a predicted model, not a curated record. Bases 2 to 862 code for a protein of 286 amino acids. Gene Ontology annotation, cellular component: nucleus. Gene Ontology annotation, molecular function: protein binding; zinc ion binding; histone H3K9 methyltransferase activity. Lineage: Eukaryota; Metazoa; Chordata; Aves; Passeriformes; Hirundinidae.